AUGUCGCGGAAGGGGUUGAUGGAACAAGACCUGAGUAAGUUGGAUGUGGCAAAAUUGCAUCCGCUUUAUCCUGAAGUCAUAUCUCGGCAGGCUACUAUCAAUAUUGGCACCAUAGGUCAUGUGGCACAUGGAAAGUCAACUGUUGUGAAAGCAAUAUCAGGUGUUCAGACCGUGCGUUUUAAAAAUGAGUUGGAACGUAACAUUACAAUCAAGCUUGGUUAUGCGAAUGCAAAAAUAUACAAGUGUGAAGAUGACCGGUGUCCAAGGCCUAUGUCCUACAAGGCUUAUGGAAGUGGAAAGGAAGAUAAUCCUCUCUGUGACGUACCAGGGUUUGAAAAUUCCAAAAUGAAAUUGUUGAGACAUGUUUCUUUUGUUGAUUGCCCAGGACAUGAUAUUCUCAUGGCUACUAUGCUUAAUGGAGCAGCAAUCAUGGACGGUGCUUUGCUACUCAUUGCUGCAAAUGAAAGCUGCCCGCAACCACAAACUUCUGAGCAUUUAGCUGCUGUGGAAAUUAUGCGUCUACAACACAUAAUUAUCCUCCAGAACAAGGUAGAUUUGAUUCAAGAAAAUGUGGCAAUCAACCAGCAUGAAGCAAUUCAGAAGUUUAUUCAAGGAACUGUUGCUGAUAGCGCACCAGUAGUACCUAUUUCAGCACAAUUGAAGUAUAAUAUUGAUGUUGUGUGUGAGUACAUCGUGAAAAAGAUCCCUAUCCCUGAACGGAACUUCAUUUCUCCACCUAAUAUGAUAGUAAUUCGGUCAUUUGAUGUCAAUAAACCCGGUUAUGAGGUUGAUGAAAUAAAAGGAGGUGUAGCUGGUGGAAGCAUUCUGAGGGGUGUUUUAAAGGUCAACCAAUUCAUUGAAGUUCGACCUGGAAUAGUUGUUAAAGACGAGAGUGGAAACAUCCGAUGCACACCUAUCUACUCGAGAAUAGUUUCAUUAUAUGCUGAACAAAAUGAGCUUCAGUUUGCAGUUCCUGGAGGCCUUAUUGGUGUUGGAACAACAAUGGAUCCCACUUUGACUCGUGCUGACAGGUUGGUUGGGCAAGUUCUUGGAGAGGUUGGAUCACUGCCCGAGGUUUUUGUUGAACUUGAGGUAAACUUUUUCUUGCUUCGACGGCUUCUGGGUGUCCGGACAAAGGGUUCGGAGAGACAAGGAAAAGUUGCAAAACUGGCUAAAGGAGAGAUGCUUAUGUUGAACAUAGGAUCAAUGUCAACAGGUGCCAGAGUGGUUGCUGUGAAGAACGACUUGGCAAAAUUGCAACUUACUUCCCCUGUGUGUACCAGCAAGGGUGAGAAGAUUGCUCUAAGUAGACGUGUCGAGAAGCAUUGGCGUCUUAUUGGCUGGGGCCAAAUCCAAGCUGGAAUCACACUUGAAGUCCCUCCUGCACCCAUUCUGAGUUGA
Molecule: messenger RNA, 1401 nt
Organism: Lathyrus sativus (Indian pea)
Lineage: Eukaryota; Viridiplantae; Streptophyta; Magnoliopsida; Fabales; Fabaceae
Source: the annotation of a GenBank genome assembly